Rhinichthys klamathensis goyatoka is the source of this 3545-nucleotide messenger RNA. It is a transcript of the gene bicd2a, whose product is annotated as protein bicaudal D homolog 2. The coding region runs from base 293 to 2791 and encodes 832 amino acids. The record is from RefSeq and is a predicted model, not a curated record. The transcript has 10 exons. Gene Ontology annotation, cellular component: cytosol; Golgi apparatus. Gene Ontology annotation, biological process: regulation of microtubule cytoskeleton organization; protein localization to organelle; microtubule anchoring at microtubule organizing center. Gene Ontology annotation, molecular function: dynactin binding; cytoskeletal adaptor activity; dynein complex binding. Lineage: Eukaryota; Metazoa; Chordata; Actinopteri; Cypriniformes; Leuciscidae.
GAUAUGAGUUUUCUGCUCCAUUUGUGACGUCGCAAAAGCGGUUGAAAUAAACUACAUCUCCCAUAAAAAAGCCCAAGGAGGAAUCCUCCAUUCCGACAGAUCCCUCGGUAGAUUACAGCCUCUUCUCCUCUCCGUGUUAUUGAAGGGGAGCGGAGCGGAGAGGAGCUGAUCGAUCCGCGGUCAUGGAGGAAUAAAAGAGCACGCUCCUCAUCCAUCACCCGCUCCCGAGCAGGAAUAUAUCACGGUCAUGCAGCGCACGCACGGGAGGAUCUGAGCGCGACUGCCGUUAAAGAUGAUGUCCGCGGAGGAGCAGCAGCGCGAGUGGACGGGGGCGUCGCGGGCGUCGGAGGAGGUGCGGCGGCUGUCCCGGGAGCUGGCCGAGACCACGCAGGAGAAGAUCCAGGCGGCGGAGUACGGGCUCGCGGUGCUGGAGGAGAAGCAGCAGCUCAAGCUGCGGUACGACGAGCUGGACGCGGAGUGCGAGAGCGUGCGUCAGGAGCUCGAGCUGCUGAGAGAGGCGUUCGGACAGGCUCACUCCAACCACCGGAAGGUGGCGGCGGACGGCGAGAGCCGCGAGGAGUCGCUCAUCCAGGAGUCGGCGUGUAAAGAGGCGUAUUACGAGCAGCGCGUGCAAGAGCUCCAGGCAGAGCUGAGACAAGCUCGAAACAUCCUGACCAACACCCAGUCGGAGAACGAGCGCCUCGCCAGCAUCACGCAGGAGCUGAGAGAGAGCAGUCAGAUGGUGGAGCUGCAGAGGUCUCGCCUGCGGGACGAUCUCAAGGAGUUCCAGAUCCGAGAGGCUCGUCUCCUGCAGGACUACAGCGAGCUGGAGGAGGAGAACAUCACGCUCCAGAAGCACGUGUCUGUCUUAAAGCAGGGCCAGGUUGAGUUUGAGGGUCUGAAGCAUGAAAUGCGUCGUCUGGAGGAAGAUACCCAGUUCCUGAACAGCCAGCUGGAGGAUGCGGUGCGUCUGAAGGAGAUCGCGGAGCGGCAGCUUGGAGAGGCGCUGGAGACCAUCAAGACUGAGCGCGAGCAGAAGGCCGCCUUGAGGAAGGAGUUGUCCCAGUACAUGAGCAUCGGGGACUCGCUGUACCACAGUCCUCUGAGCAUCUCCCUCGACGGCCUGAAGUUCAGCGACGACACCUCGAUCGAGCCGAACAACGACCAACCGCUCCACGUCUACGAGAACGGCUUCCACAAGAUCAACAACGACGACAACCGCGUCUCCACGCCUAAAAACGGAGAGUCGUUCCACCCGUCCUCCAGCCUCGUGGACAACCUCCUGAACGAGCUCAACAUCUCCGAGAUCCAGAAGCUGAAGCAACAACUGCUGCAGGUUGAGCGUGAGAAGGUGACGCUGCUGUCUACACUGCAGGAGUCUCAGAAGCAUCUGGAACAGGCCCGUGGAGCGCUCUCUGAGCAACACGAGAAGGUCAGCCGGCUCUCGGAGAACAUCAGUGCCAUGCGCAAGCUCCAGGCCAGCAAAGAGCGCCAGUCCGCCCUGGACAACGAGAAGGAGCGCGACAGCCACGAGGACAGCGAGUACUACGAGGUGGACAUCAACGGCCCCGAGAUCCUGGAGUGCAAGUACAAGGUCGCAGUGUCCGAGGCAAGUCAACUGAAGGAGGAGCUGAAAGCGUUAAAGGCGGAGCAUUCCAACUGUCAAUCACAGUACGAGGAGGAGCAGGCGCAGCUGGAGAGCCGGGUCUCGUCUCUGAGCGCGCAGGUGUCGUCUCUAGAGCGCUCGAGCCGGCUCGACCGCGAGCAUCUGGAGCGCGUGGAGAAGGAGCUUCGGCAGGCCAGUGAAGUGGCGGGCGAAUCCCAGGGCAGCCUGAACAUCGCACAGGACGAGCUCGCCACCUUCAGCGAGGAGCUGGCCAACCUGUACCAUCACGUCUGCAUGUGCAACAACGAGACGCCCAACCGCAUCAUGCUCGACUUCUACCGCGAAGGUAAAGCCGGGGUAAAUGGCGCUCAGACUACAGGUUGGUGCAGUCCUGAUGGUCGUGGACGCCGAUCUCCAAUCCUGCUGACCCGCGGACUCUUUCCCAGCGCCGAAUCCAGCGAUGGAGCGUCGUCUCCAGUGGCUGAUCCCCGUAAGGAGCCCAUGAACAUCUAUAACCUGGUGGCCAUCAUCCGGGACCAGAUCCGACACCUGCAGCUCGCCGUGGACCGCACCACUGAGCUCUCCCGCCAGCGCAUGGCUUCUCUGGAACUGGGUCUCGGGGCCGACCGCGAGCAGGAGGCCAGCGUGGAGGAGAUCCUCAAACUCAAAUCUCUCCUCAGCACUAAGAGAGAGCAGAUUGCCACACUGAGAACCGUCCUAAAGGCCAACAAACAGACCGCUGAGGUUGCGCUGGCCAACCUGAAGAGCAAAUAUGAGAAUGAAAAGGCCAUGGUGACCGAAACCAUGAUGAAGCUUCGCAACGAGCUCAAAGCCCUUAAAGAGGAUGCGGCCACUUUCUCCUCGCUCAGGGCCAUGUUUGCCACUCGCUGUGACGAGUACGUGACUCAGUUGGAUGAGAUGCAGAGACAGCUAGCGGCGGCGGAGGACGAGAAGAAGACGCUGAACUCUCUCCUGCGUAUGGCUAUCCAGCAGAAGCUAGCGCUAACACAGCGGCUGGAGGACCUGGAGGUCGACCACGAGCAUAUCCGCCGCGGACGCGCUAAACCCGGCUACUCGCGCGCUAAAUCCACCCCGUCUGACGUAAGUCUCCCCGCCGGGGCCCGCGCCGAUGUGGGAGCGCCACUCGUGUUCUCCAGCGAGAAGUACAAGAUCUACUGCGACUGAGGCCGCGGCUCAUGUAUAAAGCUCAACCCGCGCGCUCUUGCUUGCUCUGCGCUAACCCAUACGAUGUGUCCGUGUGUUUAGCGCUGCUAGCGUCCUCGUAGCCAGGUGCAUGUUGUAGAGCUAGCUUAGGGGCAGAAUAGUCUAAGUGUGUUUCAAACCGAAUUGCACAGCGCGUUUCUAGAUUAGACGUGCUAGGGAGAGCUAGCCAUGUUGAAUUGUGAUAUUAACGUCACAAGUCAAUAGCUAGUAUUUGCCCUUUUUCUUCUGUCCAUCUCUCUCCUGCCUCUGAAAUCAGCAGCCCGUCCAAUCAGGUAACUCGUGUUUACAUGCCUAACAAAUGAUAUGCAAACCUCCUGUCUUGUUGACAUGCAGGAAAACCCAUUGAAUUGUGCCAUUUUUUUGCGAGAAUUUAAACUAGCAUCAACACGACGGGUUGGAGAGUGAGCGUGUUUAGCGAUGUCACUCGUGAGGCAGGCGGGAACGACAAGCAUACGUAUAAAUAAAUCAGCCAAUGGGUUUCUGGCUUGCUUUUUCGUAGAUGUCAGUGGCUGCAGAUCCAUUUCUGAAAGCUUUAACAUGUCGUAGACUUGGUUACGUUUACUUGACACGCGGCUUUACGCGGUGAAGUCGUGGAGAAGGGCUUGUCACAUGCUCGUAGUGAUGUCAUAAUGCAAGGCUGUUUGUGUUUAACAUUGCAGAUGAACAUUAGCGAGGCCUUAUCUGUCGUUUCUGACGCGACUCUUUUAUUGGCAAA